This is a messenger RNA of Phialemonium atrogriseum, 1044 nucleotides long. RefSeq lists its product as uncharacterized. NCBI's taxonomy places the organism in Eukaryota, Fungi, Ascomycota, Sordariomycetes, Cephalothecales, Cephalothecaceae. The transcript has 2 exons. The record is from RefSeq and is a predicted model, not a curated record. The coding region runs from base 1 to 1044 and encodes 347 amino acids. Gene Ontology annotation, molecular function: protein binding.
AUGAAGUGGGGUAGCCAAAAAGCCGUACCCGGGUGCGCGCUGGGUACUGAGACCGUCCGCGUACUGGUCGGCCCCGACCAGCGCGAGUUUAACCUCCACAAGAUGCCCCUCUGUGCCGCCAGCGCCUACUUCCGGGACCGCCUGGAAGCGACGCCAGCGGACCUGUUCUCGCCGCCGGCGGCCAGCGGCCCGGGCUCUACCGGCGCGGUGGUCUCGCUGCCGGCCGAGUCCCCCCAGAUGUUCGAGCUCUUCGUGCUCUGGCUCUACCAGCGGCGCGCCUUCAAGGCCUUCGUCGACGCCGCCGUGUCGAGCGCCACCCUCGGCGCCUCCUUCCGCGAGUUCCCGAACCUGCGCAACGACGCCUGCCGCCGCGCCCUGCACUGGAACCUCGUCCGCCUGCACCUCUUCGCCGCCGCCGCCGACCUGCCCGCUCUCCAGGACGCCGCCAUGGACGCGCUCCAGGACCUCUACCUGCGCUGCGACUGGGAGGUGUCGCCGCAGUUCGUCCACUUCCUUUACGCCGACUGCGAGCCGGGCCGGGCCGUCCGCCUGCGCAAGUGGGCCGUCGCCAUGGUGGCCUGGGCCACGUGCGGCGGCGAGGCGGCGGGUCCGUCGUCGAUCUCGUCCACCGCGGCCGGCCGGCGCUUCCAGGCCCUCUUCGACGCGCACCCGGCCCUGUGGCAGGACUACGCCAAGCACCUCGACAAGAUGGCCGAGAGCCGCGCCGACGUGCGCGUCAAGAACCCGCAGCUGCGCCUGCCCGGGAACCGCCUGCGGAGCGAGGAGCGGUUUCUCGGCUUCCGCACCUGCUCCUUCCACAGCCACCGCUCCACCGCCGGCGAGGGGCCCUGCCCACUCGCCGUCCGCCCAUUCCGGCAGAACACCCGCAAGUCGCCCUGGAGGCGCGCCACCGCCACCGGGGAUGGGGACGGUGACGGGGACGGUGACGGGAUGGAGUCCGACGACUCCGAGGAGGCCCAGGAGGGCAAUAUCCUCUCGGCCGUUUCCUGCUCUAGGUGGGCCACGUACCUGGACGACCCAUGA